Molecule: messenger RNA, 5670 nt
Organism: Symbiodinium sp. CCMP2456
Lineage: Eukaryota; Dinophyceae; Suessiales; Symbiodiniaceae
Source: the annotation of a GenBank genome assembly
AUGAAGAGUGUUGACACUCCGAUUAUCGAGACCACCUUCACCCCUGCAGAGAAGGACAAGCAUGCUGAUGGCACGAAGACCAUCCAUGGCUUCUUCAUAACGACGACAGUUCUUGGCCAGGGGUCCUUUGCCAAAGUGAAGCUGUGCAUGGAGCAACUGACCGGCACGGAGUUUGCCAUCAAGGUUUUUCGGAAACUGCCUUUGCGCCGAAAGCGAGAAUUUACUCGCUCCGACGAUGGCGAGGGCAUGAAAGUCCGCACCGUGCUGGACAAGGUUUACGAUGAGAUUACCUUGAUGAAAACAGUCUCACAUCCCAGAUGCGUUCAACUGCAUGCAAUUCUCGACGAAUCGGCCUCCAAUGGCAAGCUGUACGUGGUGCUGGAGUACCUGCGCGGUGGUCCAUCCAUGGAGUGGGAUGAGUCAGAAUGUUGCUUCCAGGCGCGGGCCGGACCGAUCACCGAGCAGGUGGCGCAAAGAUUUGUGCGCGAUACCCUGCAAGCCUUGGACUACUUGCACCAAAAGUGGAUCGCUCAUCGGGACGUGAAGCCACAGAAUUUGCUGCUCGAUGGACUCGGUGGCUUGAAGCUGGGAGACUUCGGGGUCGCGACUCGGAUGCCAGAUGACUACUUGGUCCAGGGUACUGAGGGCACUUAUCAUUUCUUCUCGCCCGAGAUGUGUGCCAGUGGCUACAAGGGUCACGAUGGGCGCCGCGCCGACAUUUGGGCAACCGGCAUCUCUCUGUGGGGAUUUCUGUUUCAGUCUCUGCCCUUUCUGCACAAGGCCUGUGGGACUUUGUGGCCUGGGUGUCCCGUGUCUGCCUUGCAUCUCUUGCUGAAGCGGCAGGAUCUGCCCGCUUUGCUGGACACGAUCGCGAUGGGCACCUACGAGCUUCCUGCGUGUGACUUGCCUGGGAGGGAGUUGACAGGUCGUGACCGUGAGAUCAAAUUUGCAGCUUCGCGCCCGUCGUGUAUCUUCGAGCUCAGUCCUUCGUUGAACCAGGGCAUUGCUAGCCAUGUUGCCGCUGCCAUGACAGAUGCGGCGCUGGAAGCAGCCCUGCGAGAAGCCCUCUCUGCCGACAGUAUCCAUGGGGCCUUGCGCAGUGCAGCAGUUCGUCCUUUGGGCGCCGAUGCCCUAGAAAGUGCCGUCGCGCAGCUCCAUGGGCGAGUGCUGUCGGCUUAUCAAUCGGCAUCGACGGCUGCUUCCCAGUCUCGUCAAUCCAGAGAGGCCUGCGGAGACCAGCAACCUGAGCCUGAUGCCUACAAUGUUCGACUGAACUUUACGGAUCAGGACCAGAACCCUCUCCCAACAAGGACGUCUGAGCUUGUCGUGGACCAUCAGAAGGCAACUGCAAGGCUGACAUGCACGCACUGCCGAAGGCCGCUAAAGAUGGAUCUGAUGCUUUCGGAACCGGAAUCUUCAGUGGACCUUGAAAAGCCACGGUGUGCGUACGUGGCAGUCCUGGCCGAUGGUAAGACCACCAGCUUUCUACAGGCAUGGAUGCUUGGCUUGAGUCUCGCAAGGCACAGCCAAGGCCCAGCUGGGCCAGAGAGAAUGCUCAUACACAGCCCAUCAGUACCAAGGCCUUUUCUUGAGGUGUUGCGGCAGGUGUGGCAACUGACAGCUGGAUCCCUUGGCUCAUGGCCCAGCAUUCUGAACUAUCCUCUGCUGAACCCCUCCUCCGACCGACUUCUUCGAUUGCGGGCUCUGGGCCUGAAGUUUGACAAGGUGCUGGUGCUUGCACUGGGGACAGUUGCCACGGCUGACCUCGAUGAUGUCUUUGAUGCAAGCUGCCCGGCCUUCGUUGCGGAGAAGUCCAGCGCUUUUCCUCAGCAGGCAGGUUUGCCAUUGAUGCUGCUACCUUGCAGCCACCAGGCCAUGCGCAAAGUUGCGUUUGACACAGGACACAGAUCCCAAAAUGCAGCCUAUCCUCCCCGGACUAUAGCUGGACAGAAGCAGGUGGAAGGAGACGAAGUGCUGGUCUACUUGAAAGGCUUCUACCGCACCUUCUUCCAACGUGACAUGUUGGAGCUGCCUUCAGAGCUGUGCUCGAGAUUGCAGCACGUCGCUGCGAAGGUCUGGAGGGACUUGGAACAGCUUCUGCGAAGAGCCUCUUCGUGCGCCUCGGGCGAGACAGAGCGGUUGCUCGAGCUCGUGGGCGCGGAGGACCGCUCCGAGGUCUCGAGUACGCUGGCUUCUGUCGACAGGGAGCGCUGUGAGAACUGCAAGGCUUAUGACUUCAAGGGGACUUUGGAUCCACUGGACGGUCGGUGGCGUUGCAGGUUUUGCUGGGAGCAUAUGCUCUUGGACUCUGCUUUGCAGGAUCCUGGCUGCAUACCUUUGCCAUUCCAUGAGCUUGAGACUCUGCAGAAAGAGCUUGAGGAAUGUUUCGUUCCCGGUGAGAGGCAGCGAUGGCGAUGGAAGGAGUGGGAGCGAGACAGAAGAUGGAUCGAGUUUCGGCCCAAGGGCGUGCUCUGGCACAGCAGCAACCAAGUGGGGGCCUGGGAGAUGUGGACGGAUCGGGGCAAGCGACAGCUGGCCAUGAAUUUCGUGAGCUUCGACAAGGAUGGGAGGCCAAGGCCCGAAACCAGGCACUUGCUGGAAUUGAAAGACGGUGAUGCUUCGGCACGCUUCGAGGAGUACCAGCGCGAGCAGUUCCGACCUCUCGGUUUCGCGUCACAGGGUCGCAGCUACAAAGACCAGUCGAAGAUAACACUUCAUCCGCCCCAAGGCUUUCAGCCACGGCGCAGACCUCAAGAGAAGCCAUUGGGAAAUGGUGUCUCCAGCGAGAAGAAGCUCGAGCGAGAGCCACAUGAGACCGUGGACUCCGUGGACCAAGCAUCCCCAGGUGACAAGCAAGUGCUCUCCACUGACAUUCACGUGCCCAAGCACGCUCCUGCUGUGGAGAUGGGUCCGUUGUACUUCGAGACGGCUCAGAUGUCAGCAGCUGUAGGAGAAGGCCUCGGCACCCAAAGUCUACACCUACCUCUGAGCCGCAAGAGCUACGUUUUGAAUUCGUGGUUCGUGGGACCUUGCCUUGUCGUUGUGAAGCAAGUUCAAUGGCCGGCCCUCCGUGAGGCGAUCCUGUUCAGCGACCUUUGGCGGGUGAAUUGCUGCAAGAUCCAUGGCUCAGACAAGGAGGCCAUCGUUGGUCCCGAUGAGGUCCAGGAUUGUGCUCGCGGAAUUGAAAAAGGAUUUGAGAGCCCGACGAGUGGACAAGAUGGUAAUGAUUUGAGCAGCAUGGAUCUUAGGCUCGGUGCUCUGGUACGGGAGAUGUGCCAGCUCCAGCCGGGGAGGCGCUGCAGCGCCAAGGAGGGUUGGAGGUGUGGGAUGCGCCAUGCCAUGCGUUCCCGACACCGUCGAGCUGUGCUGAUCGCAGCUGCGCUGAUAGCAGCUUUCUCACUCUGCUCUCCAACAAGAUCCUGUGCAUUUGCAUCGGGGCUGGACCGUGAAGCUGCGGGCGGCAGGGGUGGCAAGCUCCGGCGCCAUGCAGUGCCGCAGUAUUCAAAGGUCAACUAUGAGCUCGAUGAAGAUGGGGCCAAGGCAGCCCCGGGCUCUCGAAGAACCCAGGACUGGAAGGCGAAAGCCUUCGGAGCCGGGCUGGAUGAUGCCGCUUUCGACCAGGAAAGGCUCUUGGACUAUGUCUGGGCACGACCCUGGGAGAUCCUGCAGCGCUUGGCCUCCACUCUGUCCAUUGCGUUUGGGAUAUGGUGGGCAUGGAGGGAUCGCAAGAGUGAAGCGACCAGUGAGACUCUGCUCACGACGUCCCUCUCCCGUAAGGGUCCGCACACCGCGAGUGGCGAGGCCUUGCGCCAGGGCCUGCAGCGCAUGGGCGUCUUCUUCGUGAAGAUAGGCCAGACGGCAGCGCAGCGGCCUGACAUCGUCGGCGACGAAGUGGCCGAGGAGUUGAAAGGGCUCCAAGAGCAAAGCACACCCUUCAGCGAUGAGUUGGCACUCACAAUCCUGGCCGAAGAUUUGCAGCAGAAGGGGCCCUUAGCUCCGGGGGUCUGUGCCAAAAAUUGCACCGACCCCGAUGGGGAACCACUUCUCAAGGAGCUGAACCCGCAGUACGUUGCUUCUGCAUCCUUGGGGCAAGUCUACCGAGGCAGGAUGCAUGAUGGACGUGAGGUUGCGCUGAAGAUUCAGAGGCCAGGUGUGCGUGAAGUCCUGGGGCUCGACUGGGCGGUUGCCACACUGGUGAGUCGGGCGUAUCAAAAACUGGUUUCUUCACCGAACGACUAUGGCGCUGUUGUGGAUACAGUGGCACGUGGAGUUCGAAUGGAGCUGGAUUACUACAACGAGGCUGCAAAUGCCGAAGAGUUUGCUCAGCGACACGCCUUUCUCCCUUUUGUGACUUCGCCCGGGUGCAUACCGCAGCUCAUGGGCCCUCGCGACAGCUCGCGCGUGCUUGCAUUAAACUGGUACCCUAGCCGCUCGCCCAAGGAGCUGCCCUUACAAGAGCGGCGACUGUUGGUGGAAAUGGCCGUCGAAGCUUGCGUUGUACAGCUACUAGUUACGGGCUUCGUUCACGCAGAUCCGCACGAGGGCAAUCUCAGGAUGGGCGAUGAUGGUCGUGUGGUCUUCCUGGAUUUCGGUCUCAUGGACCGCGUGGACUUCGGAAUCAUGGAGAGCUGCGCCGCCGGAGUUCGUCAGGUUCUGGACAAAAACUGGCUAGACCUGACGACAACGUUUCAGGAUGUGCGCUUCACUCCGAAGCCGCUCAUGAAGAACAUGGCCCAUGGAAAAUCGAAGACUCCGCAAUACGAGCCUUGCGGUAACGAAGAGUUUGCCGUGGCCGUCGGUGAGCAAAUCGAGAUGGAGGCAGGCGGUCAGUCGCGCUUUGGAGCCAUGGCAGUGGCCUUGAAGAAGCUUUCGGAUCGCUAUCUGAUGUUAACUCCGCCGUUCAUCGCCCUUCUAUGCCGGACUUUCAUCACGCUGGAGGGGCUUCUAGGAGAUGAUCCUGCCUUAGUGGAGUCUUACAACGUGUACCAGAAAUCGCUGCCAUUUGCCAUCAGUCGCUUUCUUUCACCUCGCACCAGGAAGGGUUGCAGGGCUUUGCGCAGCACUCUGCUGGAUAGCCAGGAAGCGAGUGGAGCCAGCCAGGCCUCACAAGGAGGCUCCGUUCUCCCGAACUGGUCAAGUUUGAGUACUCUUCUCACUGCAGGGUCCCAGACGGAAGCCGAUGCCGGAGACGGCUUGCUCGACUUCGCGGACUUGGGGGCAGAAGCGGCAGUACAGCGGAGACUGCUCCGAACGGCUGAAGGGGCAGCUUUGCGCCGUGUCCUCUUUGACAUCGACAUCUUUGAGGCAUGUCGAAGCUUCCUGACUUCCCCAGAUGCUGCCCCCUUACGUGCUGCUGCUAUUGGGUCGCUGGCUGGGCGAUGGUCUGGCAAGCGGAAUCGCCAAGGCAAAAAGAAGCGACGCGGACCUCGCAGCGCGGCGGCUGCCAGGGGCUGGGGCGACUGGUCUGAGGAUGAUCCUUUUCGCCUGUCAAAGACCACGCUGGCUCACUCCCGACGCGCUUGGCGGAUCAUCCUGAGGCGGCAGUUGCAAAAGUCGUGCUUGCCUCCCUGGCGGCUUUGCUGGCGAAUUCUUCUGCUUUGUGUGCAGGUGUUGCCUGCCAGCUCCGCCCUUUUGGUGCGAGCCGCUUUGCAGUCGCGUUCGAGGCACUGA